Molecule: messenger RNA, 2025 nt
Organism: Procambarus clarkii (red swamp crayfish)
Lineage: Eukaryota; Metazoa; Arthropoda; Malacostraca; Decapoda; Cambaridae
Source: RefSeq, a predicted model, not a curated record
CAGCAGGUGUGGCCAUUGUGUCAGGCGACCAUGGAGGAGGAACACGCCAAAUUUGAACUGGAAAUAGAGAACAUUGUGGAAAGCGACGACUUUACUAUAUUUAACCAAGAUGACCUUCCAAUGGGAGGCUUCCAAGUCAUGGAAGACAUCAGGAGGAAGGGGAAGCUGUGUGACGUGACACUGAAGGUUGAGGACCAGUGUUUUACUGCUCAUCGAAUUGUUUUGGCAGGUGUCAUCCCUUAUUUUAAUGCCAUGUUUACUCAUGACAUGGCUGAGAGUAAACAAAAGGAGAUAACCAUGCAAGGAAUAGACCCUAGUGCACUGGAAUCCCUAAUCAACUUCGCAUAUUCUGGAAAAGUCAAGAUUGACGGUGCUAAUGUACAAAGUUUAUUAGUAGGGGCAUCUUUCCUUCAACUAUCUAAAGUGCGAGAAGCAUGUGCAGAUUUCCUCAAGCACAGGUUACACCCACACAACGUUUUAGGAAUCAGAACAUUUGCGGACACCUUGGCUUGUUGGUCAUUGGUAGAAGCAAGUAAUCGUUAUCUUCAAAAACACUUUGUCGAAGUUUCUGUAUCUGAGGAAUUCCUGAAUCUCUCUUUCUCAGAUGUAAGAGAAAUUAUUUCCCGUGAUGAACUUAAUGUUCAAAGUGAAGAAAGUCAGGUAUUUGAGGCUGUCAUGGCUUGGACGAAGCGAGACCUGGACCAGCGAAGUCACAGCUUGCCAGAGUUGUUAACAAAAGUACGCAUGCCAUUGCUAACCCCACAGUACCUGACAGACCGUGUUGCCACUGAAAACUUAAUCAGAUCAUCUCAUGAAUGCAGAGAUUUGUUAGACGAGGCGAAAGAUUAUCACCUAAUGCCAGAAAGACGGCCACUGCUCCAAAGCUUUCGAACAAGACCACGGUGUUGUAAUGACAUAGUUGGUCUUAUAUAUGCUGUUGGUGGCCUUACAAAAUCAGGAGACUCUCUGAGCACUGUUGAGGUGUAUGAUCCUAUUGUUGGUAGAUGGCAAAUGGCAGAGAGCAUGUCCAUGCUUCGAUCUCGAGUGGGGGUUGUGGUUAUGAAGAAGAAACUUUAUGCCAUUGGUGGCUAUAAUGGACUAGACAGAUUAGCUACAGUAGAAGUUUUUGAUCCAAUUAGUAAAUGUUGGAGUAAAGUAUGUCCUAUGAACUGUAAACGAAGUGCUGUUGGUGCUGCUGUUCUAAAUGAUCAUCUAUACGUGUGUGGUGGUUAUGAUGGGGUCGCGUCUCUCAACACUGUGGAGUGCUACAACAGUGAAACAAACAAAUGGGUAAUGGUUACGUCAAUGACAAAGCAUCGGAGUGCAGCAGGAGUUGUUGCUUUUGAUGGUCAUGUAUAUGCUAUAGGAGGUCACGAUGGUCUUUCUAUAUUUGACUCAGUGGAGCGGUAUGACCCAACAACAGGUCAGUGGACACCUGUUACUCCAAUGCUAAGCAAACGCUGUCGUCUUGGUGCAGCUACACUGGAUGGAAAGUUAUAUGUGUGUGGAGGAUAUGAUGGCUCAACCUUCUUAAGAACUGUAGAAGUGUAUGAUCCCAUCACAAGCAGAUGGGCAUUUAUUGCUCCCAUGAGUGUUACACGCAGUCGUGUUGCACUAGUAGCAAAUAUGGGCCGCUUAUAUGCCAUCGGUGGCUAUGACGGUGUGUCUAACCUGUCCACAGUUGAAGUGUACAAUCCUGAGCAAGAUCAGUGGGAGUUUAUCACAUCAAUGUGUGCACACGAAGGUGGGGUAGGGGUGGGUGUCAUUCCACUUCCCUAAGCAGUGAUAUCUGGCUAUGUUACGUUUCAAGUUUUAAUUCAUUGUCUUUUUUUUUUUUUUUUACUGUUCUAUAUACAGUGGAACCUCGAUUAACGAGUGCCUCUAUUUAUGAGCAUUUCCAGUAACGAGCGAGCCACUCGCAGCAAAUUUGUCUCUAUUGAUGAGCUUCUCUAUUAACGAGCAAAACCACAUGGUGCUUCCUAACGUCUCGCGGGUUCUCGCAAAUUCUCCGACGCCAUUGUUGUU